This is a messenger RNA of Eruca vesicaria subsp. sativa (arugula), 1440 nucleotides long. NCBI's taxonomy places the organism in Eukaryota, Viridiplantae, Streptophyta, Magnoliopsida, Brassicales, Brassicaceae. The record is from the annotation of a GenBank genome assembly.
AUGUCUAUGAAAAAGCAAAUAACGGAGGGAGAGGAGCCAGUUAGUCCAUUUGCACAGCUGUUCAGCUUGCCGGGUCUUGACGUCUUCAACGUUGCAACCAUUGGAUUCAAAAAUGAAGGCGAUCCAUUCACCUUUAUUGAGGGCUUAAAGAAUACACUGAUUAACCACCCACGCUUCUCUAGCAUACUGUUGACGAGUCAUGACGAGCGAAAAGGAAAAGCUAAAUGGAUUCCAACAGAAGUAAAAGUGGAAGAUCAUGUUAUUGUCCCAGAUAUAGAUCCACACAUUGAGAAUCCUGAUGAAUUUCUAGAGGAUUAUAUAACAAACAUGGCUUUUUCUCCAAUGAAUAUGUCCAAACCUUUAUGGGAGUUUCAUUUACUGAAACUUAAGACAUCACAUGCGAAAUACGUAGCCGUGGCUAGGUUCCAUCAUUCUCUAGGCGAUGGAAUGUCUCUUAUGUCUCUUUUACUCGCAUGUACUCGAAAAACAUGUGAUCCCGAGGCCCUGCCUACUUUUCUGGCUCCGAAGAAAAACCAAGCAAGAAACGCUUGGUGGUCGUUGGUUGCUUGGUUCUGGCACAUAAUAAGACUUAUGUCCAACACUUGUAUCGAAGUUAUCAAAGCUGUGGUUUUUAUAUGCUUUGCGAGGGACACCACAACUGAUAUAAUGGGUAAACCAGGAGCUACAUGUAGUGCUAAUAAGAUUGUUCACAAAAUCAUUAGUUUGGAUGAUGUUAAAAAUGUGAAGAACGCCAUGAAGAUGACAGUGAAUGAUGUUCUUUUUGGAAUGGUACAAGCUGGUCUUUCACGAUAUUUGAAUCAAAUAUACGAUCUUGACACAACUUCAAAGACAAGAAAAACUCUAGACAAAACAUAUCUUCAUGGUGUUGUGUUUUUCAACCUAAGGCCAAACAGAGAUAUCGAGGAUUUGGCUAAUAUGAUGGCAAAAGGUUCUAAGAGCAGAUGGGGAAACUCAAUAGGUUAUGUUCUUAUUCCUUUAUGGAUGAAGUCAGAGAAUGAUAUACUUGAAUAUGUCCGACAAGCAAAAACGACUAUGGAUCGUAAAAAACUUUCUUUCGAACCUCUUUUUUCUUAUGUGUUGCUCAAAUUGACCAUGGAGAUUUUUGGAUUAACAGCAGUCAAGAAAAUUGCAGAGAGAAUUUAUGGUAACACAACAAUGGCAUUCUCAAAUGUGGUUGGUCCAGCGGAAGAAAUUAGUUUUUUUGGGCAUCAGAUAUCUUACAUUGCUUCGAGCACCUUUGGUAUCCCACAGGCUCUCAUUAUCACUUUACAAAGCUAUAUGGACAAACUUGUAAUCAGCCUUGCAGUUGAUCUCGACGUGAUUCCAGACCCUCAUCAUCUUGGUAAUCUCAUCAUCGAAGCUCUCAGCAUGAUGAAUUCUGCUGUUUCAGAAACGAUCGUUCAUGCCUCAGAGGUUUAA